Candidozyma haemuli is the source of this 3669-nucleotide messenger RNA. RefSeq lists its product as uncharacterized. The transcript has 2 exons. Gene Ontology annotation, biological process: transmembrane transport; cytosine transport. Gene Ontology annotation, molecular function: nucleobase transmembrane transporter activity; mannosyltransferase activity. Bases 1 to 3669 code for a protein of 1222 amino acids. Lineage: Eukaryota; Fungi; Ascomycota; Pichiomycetes; Serinales; Metschnikowiaceae. Gene Ontology annotation, cellular component: plasma membrane; fungal-type vacuole membrane. The record is from RefSeq and is a predicted model, not a curated record.
AUGUCAACGCUUGCCGAAAAACCUCUUGCAGAUGAGACCAAGCUAGAUAAUGGCAGUAUCGAGAGCCAACCAGUUGUGCAAGUUUAUGAACAUGACGAUAAGGAAAGAAGACUAGAGGAAGGUGGGAACUUUCUUGACCGGAUCGGGCUCAAGUUUAAUGCCGAGAUUAGAGGUGUGGAAAGGGUCCCUGAAGAUAAGCGAGUCGAUAGAAACUGGACUUCGCCUUUGACAAUGUUCCUUUCGCCCAACAUGUCUAUUGCAGCUUUGAGUACUGGCAUGUUGGGACCAACCUUCUAUGAUCUUGAUUUCAGAACAUGUAUUCUAGUGAUUGUCUUUUGGUCCAUUAUUGGGGCCAUGCCAGUGGGUUUCUUCGCUACUUUUGGAGCAAAGUUCGGUCUUAGACAACAGAUCCUUUCGAGGUAUUUUGCCGGGAAUGUCAUGGGUCGUAUCUUUGCCUUGUUUAAUGUCAUUUCGUGCUGCGGUUGGAAUGCUGUCAACAUUCUUCCCUCGGUGCAGAUGCUAGCAUCAAUAGGCCCACUCCCACCAUGGGCAGGGUGCUUGAUUCUCGUGGUAAUCACAUGUUUCGUUGCACUUCUCGGUUACAAGGCGAUUCACUUGUAUGAACGGUAUUCGUGGAUCCCAAAUCUAGCGAUCUAUUUAGUGAUAAUCGCUAGGUUGUCAAUGCUGAAGAAUUUCACUUGGGGCACUAUGGUAGGCGGUAAACAACAAGCAGGAAACGUUCUUAGUUUUAUUGGCGUUGUCUUUGGAUUUACUGCUGGUUGGUCACCCUCUUCAGCUGACUACUUUGUGUAUAUGCCUGCUGAUACUCCAUCAUGGAAGAUUUUCACUUGCAUGGUGGUUGGACUUAGCACUCCAUGUAUCUUUACCUUGAUCCUUGGAGCAGCAUGCGCUAUGGGUACAUUGACAGAUCCGACUUGGAAAGCGGCGUUUGAUGAUAACUCCGUGGGCGGGUUGGUUAACAUGAUCUUGAAUGUCAAUAACCUUCACGGAUUUGGCAAGUUCUGUAUGGUAUUGUUAGGGUUAUCGUCUAUUGCCAACAACUUACCGGGGUCGUACUCAUUGGCAUUAGCAGUACAGGCGAUAUGGCUGCCGUUGGCCAGAUUCCCUAGGUUAGGCUGGUGCUUGAUAGGGAACUUUGUAUCGCUCGGGCUAGCGAUCCCAGCGUAUUACGUGUUUUCAGAAACCAUGAGCAACUUUCUAAGCAUCAUCGGCUACAAUGUGGCUAUCUACCUCGGUAUCUCACUUGCGGAGCACUUCAUCUAUAGAAGAGGCUUUCAAGGCUAUGAUAUCACAAACUACAAUGACCGGGGUAGUAUUCCUGUGGGAUACGCUGGGAUCAGCGGGUUCCUUUUCGGGGUUGCUUCCACGGUAUUGCUGAUGAACCAAACAUGGUAUCAAUCAGUGAUCGCUCGCAAGUUUGGCUCUGGCGGCGGCGACAUUCUGUUUGAGCUAAACAUUGUUUUUUCGUUUGUGGGUUACAACCUUACAAUGUUGCCCUCUCGUCUUCGGCACUAUCUUCGACACGAGACCGUGCUUCUUGUGGUGGCUGCGCUUUCCUUAGUGCUUCUACUAUUGCAGUUGGCCGAGUACGAUGACCUGAGCAUCACUGAUGCCUUUCGUAAGGCCUCCUUUUCCUUAGGCCCAGACAAACUCAUCAACGGUGUGGGUAGUGGAGCUUACAUUGAACAGGAGGUGCUGCCUCUCCAUAGAUCCAUUCUUCUACCGGCGGGAUGGAAGUUCGAUAAGUCGUCACUCCGAAGACAUCUACAAAACUCUGCUAGUAGGAACUGGCGGAUCGUGCAGCCAAAGAAACCUCUACAACGCAGCCCGAAUAAGUCCAGAUCGAGAUUCGUGCCCCAUGAGCCUUUCACCUUGUUUCACUCGGCUGAAAACUUGCCCAAGGACCAGUGUGAACAUCGCCUUAACGAUACCAUUGAUAACUUGGAAGUGAACUCUCGUGAAACCCUUCCAGGUAACUUCACCCAUAUUCUUCAAGUGUUGGUGGAGGAGCAUGAUGAAUAUAAAGAUCCUUACUACCAGGAAAUAUCCCCACUUUUCAUGAAAAGCACCAGGAUCGCUCUUGAUAAAGAGCUCGUUAGUGCCUUCUGGUACCGUUUAUCGGGAUCUUCCGUGUGGCUCAAGGAUCACAAUGUGCAUUUACUCGUCUCAAGAUUCCUUUACUCGGAGCAUAAGAAAAGGAAUGAUCCUAAAGCCAGUUUUGUCUUGGUACAAGUUUUUGAUAAAGAUUGGAAAGAGCUCAGAGACGUACAGCUUGUUUUCCCAACUAACAACCUUGACCAUCCUGAUGCUCCAGGUUUUGAUGCGGACGGUCAACGUUUCCAUUCAUACCGUUUCCCUCGUCUCAUGCCUAUCCCAUUCUUCAACGACUACGGAACCUCAGGAACAAAGUACUUGGGCCCAGAGGAUCCUCGUGUAGUGAUGAUAAAAAAUCCAAAGGGUUAUGAAGAGCCACUUAUCGUGUUCAAUGCUGAACAUCAUAAAAUGGUCAAGGACAAAAAUGGAAAAGAGGAGGAUAACAAAUUCCGCUCCAUGUUCAUUUCAAGACUUUUCCAAUUGCAGAAAGGCAAAGGCGGAGUCGAGACAAAUGUUCGACCUCUCACAGAUAGCAUGUACUUCACUAGGACUGAUGAGAUGGGUAUCAAGGGCUCUAAGCGGGCAAGAAAGGCAAAGAAUUGGACUCCAAUGAUAAGUGAUAUUGAUAGGGAAAAGAAUGGAGGUUAUGACACAUCUGUUCUUUUUACCACGCAACUCAAAAACUUGGCCGUUAUCAAGUGUGAUUUAUUUGAUAAACCGGGAGAAUGUGAAGAGGUUUACAAAAGAGAUGGCGAUCUCGGUGAGAUGCGUGGAGGAACCCCACUCUUGAGUGUGAAUUCUGUCUUCAGAGAAAAUGGCGUUGCCAUCGAUCAGAUGCUUCCGCCAGGAAGGGAGAUAUUUGUUGGCUUUGCAAGAGCCCACUUGUCGAAUUGCGGGUGUGGUUCAUCAUUCUACAGACCCAAUCUUAUGGUUUUAACAAAAGACGAAGUCACAACGACAGUCGACGAUGAAAAGGUGACCAAGUUCUUUUACAAGAUAUCGCAUAUUUCAGGAUUCUUAUCCUUGCAUGUCCCUAUUGACCCAUGGCACAUUGAUAAGCCAUAUGCCAAGUGCCAGGGAGUUAACGCGUUGAUUCCGAAUGGAGUCUCCGAUUGGCAAAUGGAGCCACUUGAUAUUGUCAAUGGCCAAUGGGCGGUCAAAGAUAAAAUGUCAAUUGCAUUUUCUGUGUCAGAUUUCAGUGUUGACCGGGUUGAGGUGAAGGGUAUUCUUCAAGCACUUCUUACCGUUGCUGAUAAGUCCCUCUUCUUAUCGCCUCCAGGUAUUAACCAGGAUGAGUUAGAGGCUUUCUUACCGCGUCUCAACCUGGAGGGCAAUCUCGACGAAGCAGUACCUGGCUACUCAAAUACGAAUGUCGAAUGCGCUGUCCAAAGUGGAAAGGGCUUCUGUAAGAAGUUUGGACAGUCGGAGCUGGUUAUUGAAGAUGAACACAGACAUGAAGACACCUCCAUUUACAAGGCCAUCUAUGAUAGCAAAGUGAAAGAGUACGACGAAGCAUUCAAAGAUGCCGAGAAUGAAAAAGGCCCAUUUUAUUGA